This is a messenger RNA of Dufourea novaeangliae, 1175 nucleotides long. RefSeq names its product RING finger protein 113A (gene mdlc). NCBI's taxonomy places the organism in Eukaryota, Metazoa, Arthropoda, Insecta, Hymenoptera, Halictidae. The record is from RefSeq and is a predicted model, not a curated record. Gene Ontology annotation, molecular function: metal ion binding. Gene Ontology annotation, biological process: snoRNA splicing. The coding region runs from base 167 to 1144 and encodes 325 amino acids. The transcript is spliced from 6 exons. Gene Ontology annotation, cellular component: U2-type spliceosomal complex.
ACCUUGAUAAAGUUCUUGCCUGAAGAUUUAAUCCACUUAAUUGGUUUCAGUGUCAGUUCUAUAGACAGAAGAUCGAAACGUGUAUUCACAGGGAUUUUAAAAUAAUUAAGAAAUAGGAAAACUUCGGUUAGAAAAGCGUUGGGAUCGGGUUGUUUACAAAACAAAUAUGGAAGACGCAGAAUCCAAAACGGACAAGAAAAAUUGUACGUUUUUAUUCAAUAGAAGAAAGAUUCGAAGCACUUCGGCCCGGAAACGUAGAGGAGCGGACGAUGAAGACGAGAGCAGCGAAGAUGAAACAACGGUGGUUAAAAAAGAGAGGAAACAUAAUGACAACAAUCCUAUGAAACAAAGUACCAACACAAAACGAUUGAAAGAUAUCCAGAAAUCAGCUGACAAUGAUAAGAGUGAGGAAGAAGGUAUUACAGUUUCUUAUAAAAGUACAAGAACCCCUAUGCCAGCUGGACCAAGCGAUCAAGGAGCGACAGCAAUUUUGGAAACAGAGACAGAAAAUGAUAAAGAUGCCCAGGCUAUAUUUGAAAAGGCUCAAAAAAUAAACGAGGAACUCGAGGGAAAGGAAGACGAUAAGAUUUACAGAGGUUUAAAUAAUUAUGCUCAAUAUUAUAAGAAAAAGGACACAGCAGCUGGAAAUGCUUCCAGUGGAAUGGUACGUAAGGGACCGAUUCGGGCACCGGCUAAUCUAAGGGCAACUGUUAGAUGGGAUUACCAACCAGAUAUCUGCAAAGACUACAAAGAAACUGGUUUCUGUGGGUUUGGAGAUAGUUGUAAGUUUCUUCACGAUCGUUCGGACUACAAGUUGGGGUGGCAAUUAGAGAGGGAGGCAGCUACAGGAGAAUAUAACGAUAGUGGAGAUGAAGAUGAUAAAAAGUAUGAGAUUCAUAGCGACGACGAGAGUCUCCCAUUUAAAUGUUUUAUCUGUCGGAACAGCUUCACUGACCCUAUCAUUACAAAAUGUAAACAUUAUUUCUGCGAGAAAUGCGCGCUAGAACAUUACAAGAAAAGCACUAGGUGUUACAUAUGCAACGUGCAAACCAACGGUGUAUUUAAUCCAGCGAAGGAGUUAAUUUCACGGGCAAAAUUGGACGAAAGGGAGAGAGCGGAUGACGACGAUGACUCUGAUGAAUAAUAAAACAGAUAUUUCUUUUUUGGAGAAAAAA